Rubroshorea leprosula is the source of this 2245-nucleotide messenger RNA. NCBI's taxonomy places the organism in Eukaryota, Viridiplantae, Streptophyta, Magnoliopsida, Malvales, Dipterocarpaceae. The record is from the annotation of a GenBank genome assembly.
GCUUCCAAGGUAACCUUAAUGGAUUUAGGUGGCCCAAAACGACAAUCACAGUUGCCGUUUUAUCAGUCAAUCCUAUUUGUUUUAUGCUUCUACUGUUCCGAAUGGGUUUAAAGCAAUAUAUUCAGAGGCGCCGCUGCGGUGUUCUUUGCAUAUGUUGGAUUUGAUGCCAUUGCUAAUUCAGCUGAAGAAUCAAGGAAGCCUCAGGAAUCUUGGGAAGCUUGCUUAUAUGUGCUGGAUUAUACGUUGGAGUUUGCUUGGUGAACAACGGAAAGAAUUCCUUUUGCUUCUUUUUGGCUAAAUUUUUACAAAAAAAAAAAAAAGAAAAAACAAUUACUCUUGCUUUUGUUAAACAGAAAUGAAAAAGGAUAAAGAGUAUAAAAGCAGUUUCACAGAAGCAAAACGAUGGUGAAAUGGGCUUCCAACGCAGGGUAAAUGGGCUAAGAUAGCCCAAAACGACUUUAAAUAUAGUCCAUUUCACCAAAAUGACUGAGAAAAACCCGACGUCCCAAAACGACUUAAAAAUCAUCAAUUUAUUGCGUUUGCUUCAUAUUAUCAUCAUGAUCGCCAUUUCCCGCUUUGCCAUUUUUCCUGAACUGUUCCUAAAUUUCAGUAUUAUGCGUUUGCUUCAUAUUACUUUUCAAUUGCAGAAAACUACUCAUUACAUGCGCCUUUAUUUCAUCCAGUUUCUGUUUAGAUUUGUGUUUGCUUUCGAACAAUUGAAAUGGAAAAAGGAAGAGAGUAUAUCAGCACUUUAGUCAAGAAUAAAUCUGGAACUAGAAUACGUGUUCGAUUAAGUCGAAUUUGGAAUGCAGGUACUGAUGCUAAGGAUGAGAAAGAUUUGGGUCUUGAUGCUGUGGCAAUAGAUGAGAAGAUCUAUUGGUGUUUUGACCAAAAUUGAUGAUAUGGAGGUAGGCUAUAGUGCGUGAGGAUCAAAAUUAUCAUGUAAAAUUUGGUUGAUGGAUUUUGAAGAAGCAGAAUUUUCUAUUAGUCUAUGGGGAAAAGCAAAGCAGCAAAUACGAGAGUUAAAACUUUGGGAGAAGGAUUCAACACAAAUUGUUAUCAUUACCUCUUUAGCUACUAAACAAUUUGAUGGUUUGGUAGCUUCAAUAUUCAAUUUCAAUUACUUACUAGAAAAUUUGAGCUGGUUGAAGAAACUUCAGAGACUGUGUCUUCUAUCAGAAAAACAAUAUCAGAUUUGAUACAAACUUUUUUGUUAGAAGUUGAAUAUUGGCUGUGUUUAAUUGGGAAAUAAAUAGGGGUUGUUAUUUGCUAUAUUUUCAUAUAAAACCUAAUUUUGUUUUAUCAUAUUAGUUUCAUUAUGAAUUUCAAAUUGCUAUUGCACUUUAUUUUAUACUAAAUUGAUGUUUGGUAGAAGCCUUGGUGAAAAAAUAUUGGUUUUUGCGUCAUGCUUGCCUGCUGAGGUAACAAAGAGAAAGAGAAUUUGAAAUAUGAAUUUUUGGCUUCUUUUCUCUUUAGGAAAGACUUUAGAAAGGACAGCUUUCAUCUUUCUAAGGAAAGACUUUAGAAAGGACAGCUUUCAUCUUUCUAAGGUCUAUAAAAAUGGAAAAGCAUAGGAUUGAAGUGUACAAUUCUUUCUGUUUUCAGUGUUGGCUGUGUUUAAUUGGGAAAUAAACAGGGGUUGUUAUUUGCUAUAUCUUCAUAUAAAACCUAAUUUUGUUUUACCAUAUUAGUUUCAUUAUGAAUUUCAAAUUGCUAUUGCACUUUAUUUUAUACUAAAUUGAUGUUUGGUAGAAGCCUUGGUGAAAAAUAUUUGUUUUUGCGUCAUUGUUGCUUGCUGAGGAAAGACUUCAAAAAGGACAGGUUUGAUCUUUCUAAAGUCUAUAAAAAUGGAAAAGUAUAGGAUUGAAGUGUAUAAUUCUUUUUGUUUUGAUCAUGUAUUUACACUUAAUGUGAAACAACUUCUGUAAUUGUAUUUUUUUAAUGUUAAAAUUUUAUCUCCACUUUAAUGUUUAAAAUGAUCUAAUGAAUGUCACAUAAAUUUUCAAAACUGUAUAGCCAGGCCAAAGGUUUCAAGUUGAAGCAAAAGUUGUUAGCUUUGACGUAGAUUCUGGUUGGUUUUACACAGCCUGUAAAUAAUGCACCAGGAAACUUCCUCCUGCUUACACUGGUCGAGGAUGUCGAGUUUGUAAUACUCCACAGUCUGAAUCAAUGAUUUGGUAUCAUUUGAAGACCAUAGUACAAGAUGAGACUAGCUCAACUACUUUUAUUAUCUUUGGUACAAAAG